This is a messenger RNA of Nicrophorus vespilloides, 3246 nucleotides long. RefSeq names its product E3 ubiquitin-protein ligase listerin-like. The record is from RefSeq and is a predicted model, not a curated record. Bases 1 to 3246 code for a protein of 1081 amino acids. Lineage: Eukaryota; Metazoa; Arthropoda; Insecta; Coleoptera; Silphidae. Gene Ontology annotation, biological process: ribosome-associated ubiquitin-dependent protein catabolic process; rescue of stalled cytosolic ribosome. Gene Ontology annotation, cellular component: cytosol; RQC complex. Gene Ontology annotation, molecular function: ribosomal large subunit binding; ubiquitin protein ligase activity. The transcript is spliced from 7 exons.
AUGUUGCAAAGGGCUCCGUUUUUAUUGGAGAAUAAAGCAGCUCAAGUUACGAAAGCAGUUUUCAGUAAUUUCGAUGAGAGCAAUCCUCAAGUCCUUCCAAAUGUCUGGGAAGCUGCUUUCUUGACAAUAACAACUUUUAAGAAAUGGUUUAAAUAUAUAAACGUAGAUGAACUGUUUCUACCGAAGCUGUGGAAGGUCUUGCGACAAGGGGGGCAAGGCAAUGGCACCGUUAAUUAUCCAAAUCUUAGACCACUUCUAUCUCACCUGCCUCCAAACCAUGACAUUGAAAAUUUCUGUAUUAAUUACAUGAAUAAUAUGCGGAUUGGUAUUCAACAGAAAAAGAUCAGAUCGAGCCAAUCGGAAUCUCGCGCUUUGUAUGUAGCGUUAAUCGAAUGCCUGCAAUACAUAAUUCUUAAAAAUGAAUCUAACCUGGCGUUGUGUGAGACACUCAUCGAUGAACAACUUAUUGUAUUAAUGGAAUGGUCCUUGGAAAACGGCCCUGCCGCAUACAAGACGCUCUUUAAACAAAUUGCAGCCCUCAUACAGUAUUGGCAUCGGAACAUAGAGCUCUAUCCAAACUACAAGACGAUGUGCGACCAUGUGUGGAUUAAAUUAAAGACUCUCUUUGAAAACAAAAUCGGUAUGAACGAGGAUUACAUGGCUAGGCAGAUCGAGUUCUUCUUAUGCUUGAAGAGUACCACGAAGCCUAAGAAGCAGCUCAAGGUAAAAUUCGAUGGAAAAGAUUGCAAGUCCGGAGAUGAUGGUCAGAGCCACGGAGAAACCUCAACAGUUUCCGAAGAGUAUUUUAACUGCCUCAACUACUUGAUAUGUAGUAGCUGCAUUUGUUGCGUGAAUACUAUCAGAAGAAACCCUCAACCUAGCAUCGUGGAUCAUUUGCUCUAUAUGGUCCAGGAAUUCGAGAACGAGACUCUUCUAAAACACCUUAACUCCAAGGUGAAUUCUAGUGAGAAUAUGAUCGAUGUGUGCACUAAGAUAAUUUUACCAUGGAUUGACGACGAUUCGAUUCGCUCUCGUGGCGUCAUCGAUCUGCUUUUUAUCAUUUUUAAGUAUUUGAAAUAUGAAGAAAAAGCUUUAGUCUUGAAAACUUUAGAUAAGGUUCCAUAUGAAGACUGUUUUGGUUGGUGCGUUGCGAAGUGCCUGUCGCAUCCUUUCAACAUGGAUCUCGAGGUGCAAAAUUGGUUGGGCAGUAAACGAGUCGGAGAUUUUUUAGUUAGACUUAUGGAGUACGAAAUAGCUGAUAAAAGUUCUCCUGAAUUUAGUUUUCUAUUGAAACAGACAUUAACCCAGACUUCUAAUGGAGAUUUGCUUAUUAGAAAGAAUUCAGUGAUCGAAAUUAUAGAGUCGUUGAGCGCUUGCUUGAUGUCUCCUCACAACCACCCAAAGACAAUCAAUACUUGUGCCAGAUUAGGAGCUUAUUUAGCUGCGUUCCUCUAUACUGAAUCGUUAAAAGAUGCAUACUCAGACAAGCUCCUCAUAGGUUUGUUUACCCUGUCCUGCAAGAACGUGUAUCCUGAAGCUCUGACCAAGGACACCAUUUGGGAAGUGAACACCGCCUGGCAAGAUGUUAUUACUUUGAUAACCGGAGAAAUCCAAAAAAAUGAACUGAAAAUCUUGGCGGAAACGUUCGCGAAAAUCGUCGAGAAGAAACUGUUCAAUGCGAUCGAAACAAUCAACUCCGAUAAGUUGGUCGAAAAGAUCGUGAGUUUUCUGAACUCUGUCGCUAAAUGUAAGCCGCUCUACGUCGGAGAGUUGAUCAGUUUAUUUAUUAAGAGGACUAUUAUUCUGCAGCAAGCGAAGAUUUUGAAGCAUCAGAUUCAAUUGAUAGAAUACCUGAAAGGGAAUCUGUCUGAUCCAUAUGCGUAUUCUAUGGUCGAUCGCGAUCAGUUAGAAUUAAUCGAUGAGGUGGAAAUAUCCAAAUAUUUCACUUGGAAAGAGAUCAUGCUUUCGGUUAUUACCUCCCCUAUUGAUGAAGACAACGAUUGCCAGAGCGAUAAUGGAAGCACAGGCAACAUAUUGCUUAAAUUGGCACAGUACACGGAGAGUAUAAUCUGUGAAUUGCUUCACGAUAUCGUUUUAUUAGAGUCCGUGAAUCAAAAUUUCAAGUCUGUGCGCAAUUACGUCAAGCUCGGUGAUCAAUUGGUGAACCUCAAAGAUAAACUCUUUAAUAUCCUCGACCAUACCGAUUCAGACACGCAGCUUAAAGUUUGCGCUAUAUUGGUUGAUAAGGCCGGAAAAGAAGGUUGGUUGUGGACGAAUACUGUUCACUUAUGGUUCGUGGAGAUGUCCAAUUAUUCAGCCAUCAAAGUUUAUGACAAUCUAUUACCUAGUAUGAAUACAAAAUUGGCUAAAUUGCACUUGACUCAAAUAUUGGGAAGUAAUUUGAGUUACGACAACAUUCAUUGUAAGGUGGGCCCCGUUGGAGACGUAGUUAUUCUUAGGAGCUUACUGCAUUGCGAUGAAAUUGACGUGCAAAUCGCUGAAGUAUUCAAAAAAAUCGAGAUAUUGGAAUACUUUUUUAACGUCUAUACCAUAGACUUCAUGAACUGGAUCCAAGUCCAAGUCCCCAUUGAAAUCAUGAGAAUGUUUACCGUUUUAGUGAAUACUAGAACUAAUCAAUUGAAUAGCCGACAAUGGCAAUUGAUUUUAGUAUUUCUUUCUACUUGGUCUAGAAAAAUCAGCGUCAUUAAAUCUAUAUGUGAUAAUAUUCAGAUUUCCGCAUUUAUUCUAUCUAUUGUCAAAUUAUUCGCUGCGAUUACUGUAUAUAUUGAAGAACUUGCCGAAGAACAACCAGCUAACAGCUUAAUUGAUGAGUGGAAGCUUGUGUUCGACAUUCCUAUCUCUAGCGAUAUAAUGAGUAUUUGGCUGUACCUAUCGGAGAAGUACGAGUGCAAAGUGAACAAGAUGAGCAUCACCGAUAUGGUCUAUUUGCACGAGCUGGGCAACGUUAUUGGACACGUUAAUGGCAAUUAUAUCUUCCUAACGGACAUUGCUGGAAUGCCGGAAUGGAGCAAAGUGUUUGACCAGUGUUGCACAUUACUGAUCAACUCGGAGCAUUCCCUCCAACUCUGGGGAUAUAACAUGCUUACUUCUCUAUCAUCCGGCUUGAUCGAGAUAUCAGUCGAUACCAAUACUUCGCACGAGAAGGACAUGAUCUUCGAGCAGUUAAAGGAUUUACUCGACGGAACGCAUAAUAUGGUCAACAAUAUGUUACUCGACUUCAAGUGA